UUAAAGAAAAUAUUCGACUUUAUACAUUUGGAGCAUUGGAUUUGGUUGCGGCGUGAAUAAAGUUUCAAAUUAGAUUCGAAUUUGGGCUACGCCGACGGUCGGUCCGUAGAUACAAACCCAUCCCCACUCCACCGCCUUACCUGCUCCUCUGUCUCUCUCUCUCUCUCUCACACACACACAGACACACACACACGCAGACGCACGCGCACACGCACACGCACAGAGGAAUCGGAGAAUGGCAGAAGGGUCGUCGCGGAGCAACUUGAAGCGCUCUUUUAUCGAAGACGAUGAGUCUGACAAACCUCCUCCGGAGAAAAGAGUGAGGUUUCCUAAAGGCAAGAAGGUGAAGCAGGGAGAUUGUGUGACGGAUUCACUUGGUGAAGAGAUUCCUAGUUGGAAAGAUCCCCGCCUUGCUGCCAGAGAUCGUUCAAUUCGCCGGAGUAAGAUUACAGCAGAACUUCUUGAUGAUGAAAAUAAUGAUUUGUUACCGGACAUAAGAAAAGCAGAAGUCAGAUAUGAGGACAACGAGACGUUUGUUGAUGAAGGCGUCCAAAUAGAACCUUUUAAUCUGGACAAAGAGAGAGAAGAUGGGUACUUCGACGAAAAUGGAAAUUAUGUCGAAUACAUAAAUCGGAAUGUGAUCAAGGAUGCGUGGCUUGAUAGUGUGGAUGUUCAAGAAAAGUAUUCUGGGAAGAGCUCUAUUCCCACUAGUUAUGAUGAAAAGCCACAGGACCUUUCAACAGAAGAGCUUGCACGAAUUAAUAGGCGGAUUGCUGAUGUUCUUGAGCCUGGAGAAACGGUUUUGAGAGCUUUAAGGAGAUUGAAGGGUUCAACUGAUAAGAAGCAGAAGAUGUCUGCUGAAACUAAACAGCUGUUUGACCAACUAACUGAAGAUGCCAUGAAAUUGAUGGAGAAUGGAGAUUACAAUGUGUAUGAUGAAAAGCAGGAAAAUUUUGCGCGCGAAGCAGAUGGUUAUGAGAAGUUAGCUAAGACGAGGAAGCACGGUGUCUCAGAAAGUUCUGUUCCAGAGAAGUCUGAGGACAUUUUUGACAUGUUUGGAGAUGAUGAGGGAACCACUGCUGGGAACCCUGCCUCUCAUGGGAGUUCAUCAGUUUCUGUUCAGCCUUCCGAGAGUGAAGGCCUGCAGAACGAGUACGUAUAUGAUGAGUCUUCUGGCUAUUACUAUAGCAGCAGUUCGGGUUAUUAUUACGAUCCUUCUUCCGGGCUUUAUUGCUGUGCGGCAUCUGGGAAAUGGUACUUUUAUAAUGAAGAAUCGGGGACAUAUGAUGAGGUCCAGCAAGAUACCAAUGCGUCUGGCUUGAGUUGAAUUAGUUUGCAUUUUCUGGAUCGCUUGCAUACAGCCCACCUCUCACCUAGUUCUGCUGUUCUAUUGCGGUUGAAUUUGGGCCUAAGUUGCAUGUAUUGCUACCACACAUAGAAAAUAGCGCUCGAGCUUGAGAUGGGCACUCUAGAGAGUAGGCAACUUGGUAUUUCAAUCUUUGUUUGUACAAUUUGUGGGUGUUGAUAAAUUAGGCAGAGAUUUUUGUGGAGACGCUCAUAAAAGUCAGUAGAACAAAAGUCCUGUCAAUAUGGGAAGACCGCCAAAAAGUAUGGUCCUUAGUAAUUUCGGUCGCUUUAGUACUUGUUUUAGUUUUUUUUUAUGGUUCUGCUUUGCCAAAAUGUAGGUACCAUUAUGAAUCUAGUGAUGUUGGGAUGAAAACUCGAUAUGUUAAAAGA
This is a messenger RNA of Sesamum indicum (sesame), 1737 nucleotides long. RefSeq names its product CD2-binding protein-like protein. The record is from RefSeq and is a predicted model, not a curated record. Gene Ontology annotation, cellular component: U5 snRNP. Lineage: Eukaryota; Viridiplantae; Streptophyta; Magnoliopsida; Lamiales; Pedaliaceae.